This is a messenger RNA of Oreochromis aureus, 1347 nucleotides long. It is a transcript of the gene rasd2b, whose product is annotated as GTP-binding protein Rhes. Gene Ontology annotation, molecular function: GTP binding; GTPase activity. The transcript has 2 exons. Lineage: Eukaryota; Metazoa; Chordata; Actinopteri; Cichliformes; Cichlidae. Bases 104 to 1276 code for a protein of 390 amino acids. The record is from RefSeq and is a predicted model, not a curated record.
AUCAGCCACCCAAGCAAACACACGCUUGAGCAGCCCCAUAAAACGGCAGAUCAUUGAUUCUAUCAAAGCUGCAACAGCGCGGAGUCAGCGGCCACCUAAAAAGAUGGAAAUGGGUAGCAUCUCUACCGGCACACCGACCACCCCCGUCACAGUUUCCCACCAGAUCAAACGCGCUACAACAGAUCAUCCUCAGUUUCGUGGUAAUAUGGAAGGGCAGUGCGCGGGUUCAUCCAAAGUUUUACUGGCUUACAAAAACGCAUCGCAGCACUUGAAUUCGUCUGGAAUCAAAGCGGGCUUGGGCAUACUUAAAGUCGCUACCUCCCAAUGGAAGCAGGAAAAAAAGACUCUUUCAGGAGCAGCCGCAAGGCAAAUGUCCGCUCCCAACAACAGCCACCCUUGCAAGAGAUCCCCACUGGAUCAGCUGGCAGCUCUGGUUCUCCAUGGUCAAACCCGGCAUCGCCAGAUUAGUCAGGGGCACCCACAAGAUCCUCUUUACUUCACCAAGCCACAGAACUCUAAGCGCAUCGUAGUUCUUGGUGCUCCGCGGGUCGGAAAGACCUCAAUCUUAAGAAGAUACCUGCGAGACGGAUUUGUGGAGGAGUACAAGCCCACCUCCGAGGAUUUCCUAAGGAAACUGUUUCGCAUCCGCGGGGAGACCUACCAAAUUGACAUCCUGGAUGCAUCCAGGGAACGGGACUUCCCAGCCAAGCGGCGGCUGUCUAUCCUCACUGGGGACAUUUUUCUUCUAGUAUUCAGUUUAGAUGAUCGGAGCUCUUUCGAAGAGGUGUGCGCACUGCGAAAGGAAAUUCUGGCUGCUAAAUCCAAGCUCAUCAGAUCCACUGUGCCAGAGCAUUGCGCACAGCCACAGGUUCCUCUGGUGGUCUGCGCCAACAAGGUGGAUCUCCAGGAAUCCGAGAGAGCGAUAACUAAGGCAGAGGUUAUCCAAGCCCUCGGGGAUGACUGCGCCUAUUUUGAAACGUCUGCAAAAGAGAGCACUAAUCUCGAAAAAGUAUUCGAGAGUUUGGCAAAGCGAGGUGGGCUUCCGACCGAAACUGGCCCGUCGCAACACCGCAAAGUCUCUCUCCGCUCGUAUCAGGCAAUGCGGAGCGGCCGUGUAGCGGGGAGGGGGAAGCAGGUCUCCGAUAGAGAUGUUCCCUGCGGCACACUGUACCCACUGGCCCGGCGACCGAGUUUUACCACCGACCUUCGUCAAGUUGUUGGACCACAUACGACAAGAAAGCCCGGCAAAGGACUGGAGAAAUGUUAUAUUCAGUGAGAGACACACAAACUAUGAGAGAAAACACAGAGCGAAUAACACAGUUCAUAAAGCACCGAUAUUUAUUUAAA